UGCUGUUAUGUAUACCGUGACGCUUGCUCCCUGCUCAGUCAUUCAGGAAGAGCACUGAGUGAAAUCAAGAAAAUCCUACCCACUACACUCCAACUCUGCAGUGUGGAUUACAGUACAUUAGUAGUUUGUUAAGUAUUAGUUUAAAAAGGACAAAAACUGAUUUGUAAGGAAUGGAUCAAGAAAUAUCUUUAGCAACAAUCCAGCUUCAAAAUUCCACACUUUCCCCUCCUGCAAUUUUCAACUCAUCAGACUGGCAUCUUGUUCAUGCUAUUGUACCUCCAUACAUAUUUAUUGUGUGUUUGGCCGGGAUUCUGGCCAAUGUUUUUGUACUGUUGGUGUUCUUCUUCCAGAGGGGAAAGUGGAGUGUGCCUGAGAUCUACCUGGGCAACCUGGCACUAGCUGACCUGAUCAUGCUGGUCUGUUUACCAUUUUGGGCCAUGAACAUCCUCAAUUACUUCUACUGGCCAUACGGAGAGUUUCUAUGUAAGGUUGUCAACCUCUCCAUUAUUAUCAACAUGUACGCUAGCAUUUAUAUGCUGGUGAUGGUGAACAUAGAUCGCUACCUUGCACUAGUGCUGAUUAUGAAAGCAAGAUGGCUGAGGAGGAGACGAAAUGCAAAGGUCAUUUGCUUUUGUGUCUGGCUCUUUGGAGUUUCCAUGGGCAUACCCACUGCAACUUUCAGGACAGUGCAGUACAGCCCAUAUUUACAGACAGCAGCCUGCAUUAUUCAUUACCCUUCUGACUCCUGGAAACUUGCCCACCAUCUUCAAAUGGACCUGUUGGGCUUUGCCCUUCCUCUCCUGACAAUUGUCUUCUGUAGUAGUAAUAUUUUGUGGGUCCUUCAUAAAAGAAGGAAUGGUGUUUUCCCACAAGACAGAAACGAUAGGAAGGCCACAGUGCUGGUGUCUGCUGUGACCCUGUUUUUCUUCAUUUGUUGGGCUCCAUUUCAUAUUUUCACUUUCCUGGAUGUACUUUGUGACCUUAACGUCCUGGAUUUGGAUAGCUGGGCUCAUACCUUAGAUAUCGGAACCCAGUUCACCGCAUACUUAGCAUUUCUGAACAGCUGUCUUAAUCCAGUGCUUUAUAUAUGCAGUGGCCGCUACUUCAAGAGGAAAGUCCGGGAUAUCUAUAAAAGAAGAGAGAGCUCCACUGGGUCUAUGGCCACCACAAUACAACGCUUAGUUAUAUCAAAAUAUGUCCAAAGGAGUGAUCAAAUAACACCAGUUGUAUUGUAGGUCCCGAACUAACAUAUGUGCAUGAGUGUGUGUGUGUGUGUGUGUGUGUGUGUGUGUGUGUGCGUGUUUACAUCAGCCAAUUAACAAUUGUAGUGGUAGAAAUGAGCACUGCAAAUAUAUGUAACAGAUUUUUUUUGUGAGUGUCCUGGAUAUACUCAAGCAUUUACAUGUAUCCACAACAGCACUUGAAAUACUUGUAAACUGUAUCUAAACAUUUACCCUACUCGGCAGUCCCUGAAGUUUGUUUCUAACAGAGUUGCUGUUUUGUGUCAACCUUGGGUUGACCCAUGCACCCCCUAUUUAACAUGCUGUGCAUUACUGUCUGUAGAAGGUUCCUUUUCAAGGAACAUUAAGUCAUACUGUUACAUGUUCUCCUAAAUAUAAUUUUUAGCCAUUUGUAAAUUUGUUUCUAAAUUUGUUUCAUUUGUUUACUAAUUAAAUCUCAUUUAUUUGUCUUAUUAUGGAGCACGUUGGGAAAAGAGCUGUACAUGAAUAACCUCUUUGUGUUUUGAAAAUAAUAAAAGUCACUUCCACAA
Molecule: messenger RNA, 1771 nt
Organism: Ictalurus punctatus (channel catfish)
Lineage: Eukaryota; Metazoa; Chordata; Actinopteri; Siluriformes; Ictaluridae
Gene: bdkrb1
Product: bradykinin receptor B1
Exons: 2
Coding region: 171-1235 (354 amino acids)
Biological process (GO): response to mechanical stimulus; inflammatory response; immune response
Cellular component (GO): membrane
Molecular function (GO): bradykinin receptor activity
Source: RefSeq, a predicted model, not a curated record